This is a messenger RNA of Lotus japonicus, 994 nucleotides long. RefSeq names its product glutathione transferase GST 23-like. Gene Ontology annotation, molecular function: glutathione transferase activity. The coding region runs from base 141 to 812 and encodes 223 amino acids. The transcript has 2 exons. Gene Ontology annotation, biological process: glutathione metabolic process. NCBI's taxonomy places the organism in Eukaryota, Viridiplantae, Streptophyta, Magnoliopsida, Fabales, Fabaceae. Gene Ontology annotation, cellular component: cytoplasm. The record is from RefSeq and is a predicted model, not a curated record.
AAAAGGAAAAAAAAAAUACACAUUAUUUUAGCCAUUGACCAGUUUGAACUGGAUGACUUGCUGUCUUGGUCACUGACCAGUUUAUACAUAGAGGACCUGAGAGUGAGAAAGAGCUUCAAGAAUUUGAUUACAAAGCAAAAAUGUCAGGGGAUUCAGUCACCUUAAUAGGGUUCUGGGGUAGUCCAUUUGUCUUCAGUGUCAAGUGGGCUCUUGAACUAAAAGGGGUGAAAUACCAAUAUGUGGAAGAAGAUCUCAGCAACAAAAGUGCCAUGCUCCUACAGUGUAAUCCUGUUUACAAGCAGGUACCAGUUCUGGUGCAUGAUGGUAAGCCCCUGGCAGAAUCACAAGUGAUUCUUGAGUAUAUUGAUGAGACCUGGAAGCAAAAUCCUCUUCUUCCACAUGAUCCCUAUGAAAGAGCCAAGGCCAGAUUCUGGUCCAAAUUCACUCAAGAAAAGUGUGAACCAGUACUUAAAGCAACCUUUCUCAAAGCAGGGGAGGAACAACAAAAGGCAGUACAAGAAGUUAGAGAGAAUCUAAAGACCCUUGAAGGUGGACUUGAGGGAAAACGCUACUUUGGAGGUGAGGGAAUAGGCUUUACUGAUAUUGCUAUUGGGUGGCUUGGAUAUUGGGUUCGAAUAGUGGAGGAGAUUGUGGGUAUAAGCCUAGUUGAUACAGAAUCGAUGGCUAAGCUUAAUGCUUGGUUCGAUGAUUUUCUUGAGCUUCCUAUUAUCAAAGAAUCCAUGCCAAAUCGUGAUAAACUGCUUCAGUACAUCAAGACCUUCCACAAUGCGUUGACGCCCCCAUCCACCUGAAAGACUUUUGAGAUACUCAUUGGCAUCUGUGUAAACAGAAGUUAAUACUUACUUUUGACAUGAAUUGGAUGAUAAUUUUCUUGUCUUAGUAACGUGCAUCCUUGGCAAUGCCUAGUAUAAUGAUAAGGUUGAAAAACCAAAAUUUUCAGUAAUAAAGUAAACACUUCGCAGUUUGCUCUUUA